AUGAAAUUCACGCACCAGCUCAAGUUCAACGCGGUCCCCGAAUGGAAGGAGCACUACAUAAACUACCCGCUCCUCAAAAAGAUCAUUUACGCGACGCGCGCAGCCGAGUGCCAGGACGCAUACGAUGGCGUGCCCUACUUUGACGAAGAAGCCGCUGGCCCCCCCGCCGCCCCGCCCGCCGGCGCCGGCGGCCCCGGCAGCUUCCGCUCGCCGCGCACCAGCAGCAGCGGCGGCGGCGGCGGCCUGCGCGCGCCGCUGCUGUCGGCGAGCGGGCUCGCGCGCGCGGGCAGCGUCACGGUGCGCUCUGGUGACAGCGAGUUUAUAAAGGCCUUGGAUCAGGAGCUGGCGAGGAUAAUAUCUUUCUACCUUAGAAAAGAGGGCGAGCUCAUCUCGUCCUUCGAGUCGCUGAGCCUGCAGCUGCACAGCCGCGACGGCUGCGACGCGCCGCCGCCGCCGGUGCUGCCGUCGGCCGAGGCGCUCGCCGCC
Messenger RNA from Monoraphidium neglectum, 486 nucleotides. RefSeq lists its product as hypothetical. The transcript has a single exon. Gene Ontology annotation, cellular component: cytoplasm. The annotation marks the transcript as partial. The record is from RefSeq and is a predicted model, not a curated record. NCBI's taxonomy places the organism in Eukaryota, Viridiplantae, Chlorophyta, Chlorophyceae, Sphaeropleales, Selenastraceae.